AUGUUCUACGACAGUGAAAAUGGAUUGGGAUACAACCAUUCUUGCAUUAACUGCCACAAUGACUCGUACUACCGAUACAACUUUACCGAUGUGGACGAUUUUAUAUGUGUUUUCCAUGACGAGGACGACAUUUCAACCAGUAUUUUCAAAGUAUCUGUGUAUGUGAUGUACAUUACCGUGUUUGUUACUGCACUUGUGGGCAAUGGCUUAGUGUGUACGGUAGUGCAAACCACAGCGCGCAUGAAGACUGUGACGAACUACUUUAUAGUGAACUUGGCUGUGGGUGAUAUACUAAUGACGCUGUUCUGUGUGCCGUUUUCAUUUGUACCGACUUUGUUGCUUCGAUACUGGCCUUUCGGAGCGUUUAUGUGUAAAGCGGUUAACUUUUCGCAAGCAGUGUCCGUGCUAGUUAGUGCUUACACAAUGCUGGCGAUCUCCAUCGAUCGGUACAUAAUUAUAAUGCACCCGUUGAAGCCACGGCUUAGCAAGACGGCCGCUAAGCUGGUUGUAUUUGCUGUGUGGAGUGGGGCGCUGGUCACCGCGGCUCCCAUACCGAUCGUCUCUAAGCUUCAGAGGCCAUCGCUUUGGCAUCAGACAUGUGAAGUUGACAUUUGUGGAGAGGUAUGGUCGAGCACUGAGCAGAGUCGUCAGUACACGUACGCAUUGUUGGUGCUGCAGUUUGUCCUGCCACUGAGUGCGCUAGUGUGCACAUAUACACGGAUAGCGCACACAGUAUGGGGCGGUCGACCGCCUGGAGAAGCGCAAGACGCCAGAGACUCGCGAAUACAACAUUCCAAACGAAAGAUGGUGAAAAUGAUGUUGACAGUCGUUACAGUAUUUAUAAUGAGCUGGUUGCCCCUCAACAUUUUUAUAGUUUUAUGGACGGUGCACGAGAAUGACGACGAGUGGGCUUCGUGGCCAGGGAUGCCGUACGUGUGGUUCGCAUGUCAUUGGCUGGCGAUGUCACACUCCUGCUACAACCCUAUGAUCUACUGCUACAUGAACAUUCGGUACCGGCAAGGAUUCCAAGAGAUAUUCAGUGCGUUGCUAUGUUUGAAGAAAAAGGACUCGACCAGGCCGUGUCAAAGGUCAAGUGUUUGUGAGGGCAUACCUAUGUCAGAACUGAUGGGUGUAAAUGGAACGGGGACAGCGAAUCGUCGUGGAAUACAUGUAUGCAGAUGUCAGACGUCUAAGAGUACAGCAGUGUCAAAUGGUAGUAAGAGUAUAACUUGUACUUUUUGUACUCCAAAACCUGCGUCUCGAUCUUCGGCAGCUUCUUUGACACCACCAGUCAGGGCUGCCUCCGUGCGCUCACAAUUCUUCUAA
Molecule: messenger RNA, 1326 nt
Organism: Spodoptera littoralis (African cotton leafworm)
Lineage: Eukaryota; Metazoa; Arthropoda; Insecta; Lepidoptera; Noctuidae
Source: the annotation of a GenBank genome assembly